Molecule: messenger RNA, 1200 nt
Organism: Pseudocercospora fijiensis CIRAD86
Lineage: Eukaryota; Fungi; Ascomycota; Dothideomycetes; Mycosphaerellales; Mycosphaerellaceae
Exons: 2
Coding region: 1-1200 (399 amino acids)
Biological process (GO): proteolysis
Molecular function (GO): serine-type endopeptidase activity
Source: RefSeq, a predicted model, not a curated record
AUGCGUUCAUUCCUCACUCUCCUCCUGGCAGUGCCAGCUGCAUUUGCCGAUGUAAUCAUCGACAAGAGGCAGACCCCGAAUACCAUUGCAGGCAAAUGGAUCGCUCGCGUCGACGAAAACUCGCCUCUAGCAACAGUUCUUCAAGCAUUUCGAACUCUGGCUGCUAUCACACCAUCACACCAAUACGAAAUCGGCAGCUUCAAGGCUUUCGCCUUCGAUGCCCCCGACUCAUUAUUGGCUUUGAUCUCCACCGUUGGUGGUAUCAAGUCCAUUGAGCCUGAUACCAAGGUCUUCGCUUCGGCUCCUGUGUCUAUGAACCCUGAUGAGCUCGUCAAGCGUGCUCUUACUCUCCAGAGCGGAGCAGAGUAUGGCCUUGCUAGAAUAUCCCACAGAGCCAAGGGUCAGAGUGGUUACAUCUACGAUACCUCUGCGGGCGCCGGAACAACCGUCUACGUUAUCGACACCGGUGUCUACACUCAGCACAGCGAAUUUGGUGGUCGUGCGACGAUGGGAGCCAACUUUGUUUCCGGAGAGUCCGCUACUGAUGGAAAUGGACACGGAACGCACUGCGCAGGCACCGUUGCUGGAUCUACCUACGGUGUUGCCAAGAAGGCCAACAUCAUCGGCGUCAAGGUUCUUGGCUCAAACGGCUCUGGCAGCAACUCGCAAGUGCUCGCAGGUAUCGACUGGGCUGUAAAGGACGCCCAGAACAAGGGUCUUGUUGGCAAGUCUGUCAUCUCAAUGUCUCUCGGCGGUAGCUUCUCCCAGCAAUCCAACGAUGCCGUCAAGUCAGCCACUUCUGCUGGCGUCUUCGCUGCCAUCGCCGCUGGUAACGACGGGAAGGACGCUCGCAACUACUCUCCAGCAUCCGAGACUUCUGCUUGCACUGUCGGUGCUACUGACAGUAACGAUGCUAAGGCUUCUUUCUCCAACUACGGCCCAGUCGUCGAUAUCUUUGCUCCAGGUGUCAACAUCAAGUCCUCAUGGAUCGGUUCUACUACCUCCACCAACACCAUCUCUGGCACUAGCAUGGCCACUCCUCACAUCGCUGGUCUUGCUGCCUACCUCAUCGCCCUUGAGGGUUCUCUCAGCCCAUCCGCUCUUUGCUCACGCAUUCAGGACUUGAGCACCAAGGAUGUUAUCACUUCCGCUGGCGCUCGCAGCCCUAACUACCUUGCCUACAACGGCAACGGCGCAUAA